Camponotus floridanus (Florida carpenter ant) is the source of this 3596-nucleotide messenger RNA. RefSeq lists its product as uncharacterized. The transcript has 4 exons. The coding region runs from base 376 to 3282 and encodes 968 amino acids. The record is from RefSeq and is a predicted model, not a curated record. NCBI's taxonomy places the organism in Eukaryota, Metazoa, Arthropoda, Insecta, Hymenoptera, Formicidae.
CGCGAUUUUUUACAAGUAUUUUAUGCAGAGCUUGUUUGUCGAUAUCCGAUAGUAAGCGGGUGAUUAAAAACGCCCUGACUCGAUAACGAGAUAGCUAUUUAUCGACAUCACCCGCAAGAAAACUACUGUAUCAUUGGUCAUCGACGUGUUCUUAUGCGUGCAUAUAUAAUGCUGUUUCCUCGCUGACCUUGAAUUUGAAAUGAUAAAAUGUUGAUAACAUAUAAUAUAGUGAACCUAUAGUGAUCUAUAGUGAAUCUAAGUGAUAUACGGUGCACCUCAAUUAUCAUUGCUGAAGACGUGCUUUUUACGUGGAGACACUCGCCACGUGGCCUUCUUCAGAGUGCACUUUGUUAUAUCAUUGAAUGAAAGAAAAAAAUGGGAAAGAGGUACUCAAAACCACCUGUUAAACCGCCUAAAGAAGGAUCAUCCAAACAGGUAGACGAAUAUGAAGAUGUGGAAUUAGUGCUAUUGAGGAAAGCCAUUGAAAGAGAUCCUAAGAGUUUUAUUUUAAACAAUCUCAUGAUGUGUAUCCAGUUCUUUGAGAAUUACGAAGAAGAUAUAAUCCAAAUUAAGGAAACUCUAGCAUCGUCCUACGAAGCUAAACUAAAUAAAAUACUGCCACCUCAAAAACAUGUUUUAUUACCAGAUAUUCUUCAAGAAUAUAUCGCGCAUAAUAUCAUCUUCACUUCGAAGAGGCAAACUGGCGAGCUUAUUAUCGAACCGCUGCAACCCAUCCGCAUUUAUGUUGUAUAUAAUAAUAUCGAAAUUACAGAACAUCAUUAUCAACCAGAGUAUAGUAGUUUAAACAAUGGGAUUACGUAUAAUCUAAUGGUGCAACCGAGUGAACAUCCAGGAUAUGUACGAUUACAACGUCUCGAUGAAACUCCAUAUCCGAGGAAUCUUAGCAAACAAGAAGAUAUUGAUCUUUCAUUAAUAGAGGAUGAUGAUGAAAUAUAUGAUAAUGAUGGCGAAAGCAUUUAUGGUCGUAAUUCAAACAUGAUACUUCCUCAUCAAAGGAAGAAAAUAAGACCUCUUCAGUUACAAUCUACAAUCGUUAAUAUUGGAUCUUUAUCCAAUAUACAUGACGACAAAAUAUAUAGAGAUCAAGUAUCCCUCUUGCGCAAAAAUAUCUACAAGACUCAAUCCAAUUAUGAUAUUAAAACCAAGUCUGAUUGCGAGCAUAUGUUUCCGGUGGAAAACUAUGAUAAGAAAACUUCGAAGAGCGAAUUAGAUAUCAGAAAUGAAAGUUAUCAACAACAGUUACCUCGACCUGACACUAUGAAGUCAACAAAACCAAAAGUAGACCGGCGACAUCACCGUAGACCACCGAGCAUUUCGAGUUCCGGUUACAGAUCCGGAGCUUAUGACAGUGACAGUGACUGGAGGGACUAUUACACUGUGACCCCUAGUGCACAGACCAGUAACAUACAUAAAAAUGAUAAGAUGGAUGCGUCAAGCAAAAUAUAUUCGAACGCAAUGAUUCCGACACAGUGCUUCAAGAAAGUCAGGAUAAAUAACGAAGGCAAGAUUUACGCAAUGCGAGCAGAAAGGAAACAAUUACAAAAUAACAAGCAGAUUCGCCUCAAGAUGGCCGAUAGGCAACAUGACUGCGAAGUCUUCUAUAUGAACAAUGAAAUGUUUAUGAGCCAUUUUGUCGAUCUCUUCAUAUAUCAGUUGGCUGAGCCGUUAGGUUUUAAAUCAGAAGAUUUAAAUUACGUAGAAAAUUCAGCUAUCCAUUGCGACAAAAUAAUAGAAUCGCACAGUCUCAGACUGCGUAGGAUCGAAUCCUAUGAGGUCACGCCAACAAUAUGGCUUCAGUGGCCGACAUACGCUCAGGAAUGGUUAGAUCGACCGAGAAGCACGUGGCCCGAUUACAACGAUAUUAGCAAGGUGAAAGACUUUGGUUGUUAUGUAAUACCCGAAGGUUUUCUAUUGAAACAGAGAGAUCUUCUAUUGAGAAAAUUGAGACAUCAAAAUGUAAAAAGGAACAUUCAGCAGAUCGAAUGGCAACUGACAUUUCCAGCCGCAGAACGUUAUCUGGAGACCUGCAUGACUCGUUCGCAAGUACAAGUAUAUUUGAUCGCAUUGAUGCUUCAUAAAACAUUCUUAAGGCCAGUCUUGGAUAGCACGCACGGCCUGACGACCUCUCAUAUUAGAAAUAAGCUGUUCUGGUUAAUCGAAGAAGACGAUCGACCUUCAAAAUGGCCUGACAAUCGGACCGGUGAAUGUCUAAUCAAGUUGCUGAACAGUCUUUAUCGCUGCAUUAGCCAAAAUGAGCCGAUUCUGCCUGAUUAUUUUCUCCGUGACAGAAAUAUGUUUAGUGAAGUGCCGGAUGAUUAUCUGAAACGCAGUCAGAAACAACUAAAGAGAAUAAUUGAUAACCCUAUUAUGUUCGUGUUCCACGCAAUGGAGAACAUCAAGUAUAGUAACCAAUUCUUUCCGCGAUUGGACUUUGCAAUGUUAUUCAAGAUACUGACAGUUCAGCCAUGGUUAGCCGUGGUAAAUCCGACCUUAGACAUGCCGAGAACGGCCGAAGAGUCUCAUAGGGAAGAGAUCUACAAUAGAUCUGGUGGAUUUUGGGACACCGCUCGAAUGAAUGAUCAGCAAAACUAUAGCACGCGAGUAAUUACGAAUAGAACGCUCAUCACCCCACGCAAGGCCACGGAUCUUAUCGUCGAAAUCGAGGAAUGCUGUGCCAAGUUGGAAGGUUUAAGGCUGGCUGCUCUGUUGGACUUCUUUAUUAGACAUUUUAUAAAAAUGGCCGAAUGCUGUCAUAAGUACAGGUCUUAUCAGAAAAAAGUUUAUCUCGAUCAAGCGGAUCGACUGUCGAUUAUCCUAUCGGACAAAACUAGAUACAAGGACGACGCUAAGGCUUAUCGAGACAAAAUCCACGCUCUAAGAAUGAGAGCGGCGACAAAUUCAACGAGAUUACCGAACGAACCGCCGGAGACACCCAAGAGGAAUGGAGACUCUAUAUUCGUCGGUACUUUGAAAAAUCGCUACACGCAACAAUUUGUUGAGCAAAUGCAGCCGAUGCAGCCAAAAGGCAAGCAAUCGCAGUCUAAUCAUGAAUAUAUGAGUAAGAUCACAAAAGCUCAUGAAAUACGAUUUAAAGAUGAGAAACAUGCAGAGAAAAGUGUGAAAAAAGUGAAUGCGAUAUCGAAUGACGAAGAUUCUUACACAAGAAACGUAUCGAAAAGUCAAAGUGACGAGUCGGCCUCCGAUACAAUUCAAACAGUAAUUUCCCUAGCAGACCACUUAAGCGAAACGACAUAUAUAUGACACAAAUAUUUAUUAAGAUUAGGAUGUAAAUAAUCUACUGAAAAAACAAAUAUUUAUAUUCAAUAUUUACAUAUAAGACGGAUUUUCUAAUCAAAAUAUUAUUAUAUAUAUUUUGAAAAUAUUAUCAUAUAUAUUCUGAAAAUAGUCGAUAAUCAAUUUAGUAAGUAUUCGAGCAAGACUGCAAAUUAUUGAUAUUCGAUUGUAUUAUCCAUAAGCGAACAAAGUGAUUAUUGACAAUUAAAAUAAUUUAUAAAAAUAGUCAAUUACUGUGCAACACAGUUAGAUUUGAGCAAAGUAAUACUAUUAUUAUAAUA